AUGACGGCAAGGCUGAGAAAGGUCCAAGAUUAUAUAGCACCGCGGUCAACAGGCCAGACGGCGAGGGCCGAGCUGGAUGAGCAGCAGGCAUCCAUGGGUGUAUGGAGUCAUCGUCUGCAUAUCAACGAGUCCUUGCCAAAAGCCGCACGCCUCAGGCCCCGCAAAGAGUACCGCGAAGAUUGGGACAUGAUUUCCAGAAUGGUGUGCCAGUGGUACUCGAAGCGUACCAGACUAGCUAGGGAGGCGUGGGUGGAAGACAAGGAAAGGGGUAACGGCUCGUAUCACGGAGCAAAGCCAGACGAGAGGAGGGCAAAGUAA
Metarhizium brunneum ARSEF 3297 is the source of this 318-nucleotide messenger RNA. RefSeq lists its product as uncharacterized. NCBI's taxonomy places the organism in Eukaryota, Fungi, Ascomycota, Sordariomycetes, Hypocreales, Clavicipitaceae. The record is from RefSeq and is a predicted model, not a curated record.